UUUUUUUUUUUCGAUGGUGGGCAACAUGUGGGUUCCUGAGUUUUGUGUUAUCGGGGUCAAACCGCCAUGGGCUGGCUGCCUGACGGGCUACCUUGAGCAUGCUACACACUCAGGAGGAAAGGAUAUGUAAUGAAAUGUUCUGAUGCGUCAAGUUUGAGCUGGUUGAAGUACAGCCAUAGAUGGCCGUGAACAACUAUACCUCGGCUUUGCGAAUGCAGCCAUCAUGGUGUGGAACGACGUGCACAUGGAUAGAUGGUGUCCAAUCCCGGGAUAGAAGACUCAUUCUGCCAUAAUCCAGCCAUAAUCCAAGUCAUCCACUCGCAUACAGACUAGUGUGAAGGAUGGUCAUGAAACCGGAGUUGCUGCAUUGGUCUGCUUGGCCACUUCUUAAUCGAGGACAUGUCUUCCGGUCGCCCGUUGUUUAAAACCUUUUGCUCAAAAAUUGCAAUUUUGCAGUUCGUCGUCGUUCUUCUCCCAAGGGGCGUGGUUGUAGUAGAGCUUCAACUUCCUUCUGCAACAGGGAUGGAGACACACAAGGUAUGUGGGAGAGAGAUUCCCCAUGUAAUGGGACAAGCGGUGGCCCAAACCACACCUCCGAUUACACUCGGCCAAAGGGUUCGUAAUCCUCCACACCGUCAUUGUGGUUCUUGGUACUCAAUAAGUGAUUGACCAUGAAUCGAGGCUGGUCUGCUCUAUCCGGGGGGGGGGGGG
Colletotrichum navitas is the source of this 711-nucleotide messenger RNA. RefSeq lists its product as uncharacterized. NCBI's taxonomy places the organism in Eukaryota, Fungi, Ascomycota, Sordariomycetes, Glomerellales, Glomerellaceae. The record is from RefSeq and is a predicted model, not a curated record. Bases 400 to 669 code for a protein of 89 amino acids. The transcript is spliced from 2 exons.